Messenger RNA from Manihot esculenta (cassava), 3516 nucleotides. Its product is annotated as DNA repair protein RAD5B. The coding region runs from base 116 to 3406 and encodes 1096 amino acids. NCBI's taxonomy places the organism in Eukaryota, Viridiplantae, Streptophyta, Magnoliopsida, Malpighiales, Euphorbiaceae. Gene Ontology annotation, molecular function: ATP binding; nucleic acid binding; zinc ion binding. The record is from RefSeq and is a predicted model, not a curated record. The transcript has 18 exons.
CCUCUCCACUAUCUCUCUCUCUCUCUCUCUGUUUCUUCGUUUGAAACAGAGAUCUUUCGUUUUUGCACUUCAAUUUCUCUUUUUCCUAAUCAAUUCUCUUUUAUUAAUUUAAAACAUGGAAAUUCUUCCAAAAGAAGAAGAAGGGGAGGUCCGUAAGAUACCCUCGUACGAUUCUGGCACCCACGACGGCGCCAUCGCUGUCAAGCGUGCUGUUACCAGCACCGGCGUACGGGUUUCCAUCGAAAUCAAGCAGGAAGGGUCCCAGGAGCUGGAAGCAUCCACCUUGAAAGCGGAUACAAGGGUGAAAGAGGAGGUCACAGUAGAAGGGCCUGAUACCCGUAAGCAAGAAGAGAAGCCAGAGAGUAAGUUACCUAUAUUUCCAGAAUCCUAUGAACCCAAGGAAGGGAAAUCUGAUGGAUUUAAAGAAAAGUGUGUAGUGAAAGAAGUGAAGAAGGAGCCAGAGGAUUUAGAGAUCAAAGUUAAAGAGGAGCCUGAUGUCUGCAAAGCAGAAGUUAAAUUAGAGAGUAAUCAACCAUUCUUUUUAUCAAGUCCUAGAGGCAUGCCAUUUAAAGAAUACUGCGAAUUCACAGAAAGAAAAUCUAAUGGGGGUACACAAAAUGGUACAGUAAAAGAAGAACCUGACGUGGUUGUUAUGGAGAUGCCAAGAGUGCUGUUUGAUCGUUAUAGUAGGCGUCAAAACCCUAAGAACGUGAAACAAGAAAUGGUUGAAGAUACAAUGAUUAAUGGUAUUAAAGUGGAGGAUGGGGAUUUCCCAGAAGAGGCAGAUUGGUACUUGGUAGGAAGGACGAUGGUUAUUGGCCUCUCGACUAGCAAAGGUAGGAAAUUGGUGGACAAUGAAAUAGUCAAUUUUGUCUUUCCCAAUACAAAUAUGAGAUUUAACUCGCAGUGGAUUGUUCGCUUCUCUACCAAACGAUAUGGAGAGAUUGGUCGGCUUCCAAUGGAGUGGUCAAAAUGUGUUGUUCCACUUGUAAAUUCUACCAAGGUUAAAGUUCUUGGACGGUGUGUAGCUGCCCCACCAAGCCUUCACAUCAUGCAAGAGAUAAUGUUGUAUGUGAGCUUUUAUAUUCACAAGUCAAUUUUCACGGAUUUGGAUAAAUCAACACGGAGGCUAGAAACCACUUCAAAUAUUGAUUCUACGAUUCAUCCUCUCCUUACUCUGUUCAAAUUGUUGAAAAUAACACCAUAUCAGAAGGCGGAAUUCACGCCCGAGGAGCUUGAUUCUCGAAAGCGCUCACUGAAUCUUGAAGGAGAGGAUGAAGCUGCAGCAAUGUUAUCUUUAGCAAAAAGGAGAAAGGGUUGCCAGCAAUAUCCAGAACCAAACAAAGAUGAACAAGCUAUUUCAGAAUCAUCUCUUAAUAAGCUUGUUGGUGCUGCGGAGAUAUAUAACUUAGAGGAGAUGGAACCCCCAAGCUCGCUAAUUUGCCAGCUAAAGCCUUACCAAAAACAAGCACUCUACUGGAUGUCAGAAGCAGAGAGGGGACUUGAUGCUGAGAAAGCAGCAGAAACUCUUCAUCCAUGCUGGGCAGCGUAUCGUAUAUGUGAUGAGAGGGCUUCCUCAAUCUAUUUGAACAUCUUCUCUGGAGAGGCAACCACACAAUUUCCAACUGCAACACAGAUGGCCAGAGGAGGAAUUCUUGCGGAUGCAAUGGGUCUUGGAAAGACCGUGAUGACAAUUGCUCUAAUACUUGCAAGACCUGGAAAGGGAAGCACUGACAGCCAAGAAAGCACAAAUAAUAAGAAAGAAAGAACCUCGUCUAAGGCAAAGGGCGGCACUCUUAUUGUGUGUCCCAUGGCUUUGCUAGGCCAAUGGAAGGAUGAGCUUGAAACCCAUUCAGAGCCAGAAAGUAUUUCCAUUUUUAUUCACUAUGGUGGUGAAAGAACGAACGAUUCCAGGAUUAUAUCUGGAUAUGAUGUAGUCUUGACAACAUAUGGUGUUCUGGCAGCAGCAUAUAAAUCUGACUUGGAGAACAGCAUUUUCCAUAGAGUAGAUUGGUAUAGGGUGGUCUUAGAUGAAGCUCAUAGCAUUAAAUCCUGGAAAACAGUAGCUGCUCAAGCUGCUUUCUCAUUGUCCUCGCACUGCCGGUGGUGUCUCACAGGGACACCUCUUCAGAAUAGCUUGGAAGAUCUCUACAGCCUUCUAUGCUUCUUGCAUGUCGAACCUUGGUGCAAUUGGGCAUGGUGGAACAAGUUGAUUCAGAGGCCUUAUGAAAAUGGUGAUCCAAGAGGAUUGAAGUUGAUCAAGGCUAUUUUGAGGCCACUAAUGUUGAGAAGAACCAAGGAUACAAAGGACAAAGCAGGAAGGCCCAUACUUGUUCUUCCGCCAACUGACAUUCAAAUCAUUGAAUGUGAACACUCUGAAGCUGAACAUGAUUUCUACGAUGCCCUUUUCAGAAGAUCAAAGGUCCAGUUUGACCAGUUUGUGGCACAAGGGAAGGUUCUUCACAACUAUGCAUCUAUUCUUGAGCUAUUACUUCGAUUAAGGCAGUGUUGCAACCACCCAUUUCUUGUUAUGAGUCGAGCCGAUUCACAACAGUAUGCAGACUUGAGCAAGCUUGCAAGAAGGUUCCUGGAGACAAAUGCCAAUUCUGCUGCUCCAGGACAGACAGGCCCCACCAGAGCAUACGUUGAAGAGGUUGUUGAGGGCAUCCGACGGGGUGAAAAUACUGAGUGUCCCAUAUGCAUGGAGUAUGCAGAUGAUCCUGUGCUCACUCCAUGCGCACAUAGAAUGUGCAGGGAGUGCAUCCUGUCGAGCUGGCGAACACCAACAACUGGGUUAUGCCCAAUUUGCAGAACUGUGCUGAAGAAAACUGAACUCAUAACAUGCCCAACAGAGAAUAAAUUCCGAGUUGAUGUUGAGAAGAACUGGAAGGAAUCUUCAAAGGUCUCAAAGCUCUUGGAAUGCUUGGAAGGGAUUCGCAGAUCAGGUUCUGGUGAGAAAAGCAUUGUGUUCAGCCAAUGGACUUCUUUUCUGGACCUCCUAGAAAUUCCAUUGAGGAGGAGAAGAAUUGGGUUCUUGAGGUUUGAUGGGAAACUAGUGCAGAAGCAAAGGGAGAGGGUGUUGAAUGAGUUCAAUGAAACCAAAGAAAAAACGGUAAUGUUGAUGUCCUUGAGAGCUGGUGGGGUUGGCCUGAAUCUAACAGCUGCCUCCAAUGUCUUCUUAAUGGAUCCGUGGUGGAAUCCUGCAGUGGAGGAGCAAGCAAUAAUGCGAAUUCAUCGCAUAGGACAGAAGCGAACAGUUACUGUUAGAAGAUUCAUUGUUAAGGACACGGUGGAAGAACGGAUGCAACAAGUUCAGGCAAGGAAGCAGCGGAUGAUUGCCGGUGCCCUUACAGAUGAGGAAGUUCGGUCAGCUAGGAUUGAAGAACUGAAAAUGCUUUUCAGAUAAAUUAAUUCCCAAUUACAUGAUUAUUGACUAUUUUAGGUGACAAAGGACGUUUUUGCUAGAGAAACAUAUAUGUACAUUCUAAUAUCUAGCGAAGGCCAAUUUUGUAAAUC